AUGUUCAUGCAGGGCCCACCAGUCUUCCCCUCCAAAGGGAGAUGCGCCUCGCGACCUCCCGGUCUUCAGGGUCCAUUACCGCAACGAGUCACCGCAUCCGCGUCACGAGGUCCCGCGAAGCGACUCGACGUAGGCACGCCGUCCCGCCCACUCGUCCUCGGAACUCCCCUCGAGUCAUCUGAACGCGCGUCGCCCACACAUGCCACGGCAAAAUCCCCUCUUUGUCACCCUUCGUCGCCCUUCGACAGCCUUCGUCGUCUUUCGAUAGCCUUCGUCGUGUCGAAUGGCCGUCUUGUCGCCUCGAUGGUGAUCAACCCACGUCGUGUGCGGUCGCGCGAGCCCCUGAUGGAGUCCAGCGCCUGA
Heterobasidion irregulare TC 32-1 is the source of this 363-nucleotide messenger RNA. RefSeq lists its product as uncharacterized. Lineage: Eukaryota; Fungi; Basidiomycota; Agaricomycetes; Russulales; Bondarzewiaceae. The coding region runs from base 1 to 363 and encodes 120 amino acids. The transcript has 2 exons. The record is from RefSeq and is a predicted model, not a curated record.